This is a messenger RNA of Mesocestoides corti, 1680 nucleotides long. The record is from the annotation of a GenBank genome assembly. Lineage: Eukaryota; Metazoa; Platyhelminthes; Cestoda; Cyclophyllidea; Mesocestoididae.
AUGCACCCUAGUUCCAGACGUCGCCACGUCUCGGUUUUAAAAAUGACAAUCGUCUGCGCCGUCCAACUUUCAAAUUGCUUUACCGUCCCCCCUGCCCGCCUCCAGAUGAUCUCAUUUGCUCCAAACUCGAGUCCGUCCAGUCAGAAAGGCCUCGCCAGCUACCAGCUCACGCCAAAUGCCAACAGUGGGUCGAACACCCCAGCCUCAGGCGAAAAGCCCGAGUCACAAUCCAGCGGUUCGGCGUCGAUUGAGAACAAAACCAACCUCAUUGUUAAUUACCUCCCGCAAAGCAUGACGCAGGAGGAGAUUCGGGUGCUGUUCAACACCAUGGGCAAAGUCGCGAGUUGCAAGUUGAUCCGAGACAAAAGCACAGGUCAAAGCCUUGGCUACGGCUUCGUGAAUUACGUGAGCCCGGCUGACGCCGAGAAGGCCAUCAACCACUUCAACGGGAUGCGACUUAAAAACAAGAAGAUUAAGGUAUCGAUUGCGCGACCCAGCAGCGAGUCGAUAAAGGGCGCGAACCUCUACAUUUGCGGUCUACCGAAGAACAUGACUCAGGAGGAACUCGAACGGAUUUUUUCUCGGUGUGGCAAAAUUAUCACUUCUCGCAUUCUGUACGAUCCCGCCACGGGUGGGUCUCAUUCCAUAAUUCUUCGGGUUUUUUUCCUUACCAAAUUUUACCUCCUUAGCACUGACUGCGCAUCAAAGGGUGUUGGAUUCAUACGCUUCGACCAGCGCUCGGAGGCCGAGGCAGCAAUCCACGAGUUGAAUGGCUUCCGCAUCUCGGACAACAGCGAGCCAAUCACAGUCAAGUUCGCCAGCUGCCCCAGCUCCAACCGCCUUCUGGCCAGUCUGUUGCCACAGGCGACGUCUGUGGCACAGCUCGACGCCGCGGGUCUGGCGGCGGCUGCGGCAGCGGCGGCGGCAGCAGCAGCAUCAUCCUCCUUCCUCACUGUGCCCACGCCAGGCGCGCACGCCGACGCGGGCUUCACGGACGCGCCCGGCCAACUGAUGGCCGCCGUCGCAGCCGCCGUGAACGCCCGACGCCAGCACCAGGAGCAGCAGGUGGCGUGGCUGCAGGCUGCGGGUCUCGGCUACCAAUCGGCCCCCACACCCAACCCCCUUCUGCCCGCCCAGCGGCUGAGCUGGAAGAACUCUGGAUUGGCUGGUGGCCCUGUCCAAUCGGCUGCCACUUCCUCGCUUAAGAUGAGGUACAAUCCACUGGGCGAGUGCAGUCAGCGUGGAGUCAGAUCCCUUGCCACCUCCACUGUCCCUCAAAUUUCUGACUCUUCCCGCCAAUCAGCGCCCGCUGCCCAAUCCCUCGACCAAGCCCGACUGAAUGCCAUGUUCGCGGCUGCCGUAGCGCCGGGCGUUGCCAUGCCAACUGGCCUCGGGACCUUGGUUGCCCCGGCAACAGCGACACCCCCUCUAGCGAGCGUUCUACACCCGGCCAAUCCCGCAACCGCGGAUCUGUGGAAAGCCAAUCUGCGGCAACUCCUGGGGCCACAGUAUUCCACAGAUGUUGCAGCGUUGAGUGCAUGCUUCAACCGCCAAUCACAUUUCUUGGAGGAGGAGGAGAAGAAGAUGAUGGUGAUGAUGAUUAGUGUGGAAGCUAAGUCGCCUUCUCCUCCUCCUCCUCCUCCUCCUCCUUCUACCCCGACUCACCCUUCUCCUUUGUAA